AUGGAAGAUGAACUCGCAAAACUACGACAACAGCUUCUGGAAGCGCGGCAACUUCGCAACGAAGAACAGCGCCGACGCGAGCAGGCUGAAGAACUCGCGAAGGCGGCACGACCACAGACCCUUCCAUAUUAUCUCGCAUCUUGUCACUCGCUCAGCCUCGCUAUUGAGGUGGUGACCGAUCGCACCUUGACUACGCAAGGCGAUACGACCAAUCCGACAGGCCGGAUUUUCCCUCGACGAAUCGUUCCAUGGGAUGACUUCGCGACGAGGCAACAGGAGAUAUGGGAUCAACUCUCAAAUUCCGGCACGUUCGCUUCAAGGCCUAUGUUUCCAUCUCCGCAUCAA
This is a messenger RNA of Colletotrichum tamarilloi, 345 nucleotides long. RefSeq lists its product as uncharacterized. The transcript has a single exon. The annotation marks the transcript as partial. Lineage: Eukaryota; Fungi; Ascomycota; Sordariomycetes; Glomerellales; Glomerellaceae. The record is from RefSeq and is a predicted model, not a curated record.